Pogona vitticeps (central bearded dragon) is the source of this 1949-nucleotide messenger RNA. The record is from RefSeq and is a predicted model, not a curated record. NCBI's taxonomy places the organism in Eukaryota, Metazoa, Chordata, Lepidosauria, Squamata, Agamidae.
GGAACAAGAGUCAUGGCUUUGUUUGGCUGUUGCACCACUGAAAAAGAACAGAAAGCUCAUCCUUGCCAUGUGUUUUGUUUGACAAAGCAAGUUUCAGGCACUUUUGGUCCUGCAGGUUUAGUUUUUAAAAAUCACAUUUUAAAUGAUCAUUUUAAAUGCAAUGCAGAUCUUAUUUCAGAAUCACCAAGAGCAAAGAGUUGAAGAUGUGAGGCUGAUCAGAGAGCAGCAUCCAACAAAGAUACCAGUAAUUAUUGAAAGAUACAAAGGAGAGAAGCAGCUUCCUGUUUUGGAUAAAACUAAAUUCCUAGUCCCAGAUCACGUCAACAUGAGUGAGCUGAUCAAAAUUAUCAGGCGUCGCCUACAGCUGAAUUCCAAUCAAGCUUUCUUCUUACUGGUAAAUGGACACAGCAUGGUGAGCGUUUCUACACCGAUUUCAGAGGUGUAUGAAAGCGAGAAAGAUGAGGACGGAUUCCUGUACAUGGUCUAUGCCUCUCAGGAGACCUUUGGUAUGAUAUCCUCUGUGUAAACCCUACCCAGUGGCUUGUAGCCUAGGAUAAUUUUUACCCCUUCCGCCAAGAGGGAAACGAAGGAGUGUCACCAGCCUGCUCACCGUAGUUGCGAUUAGCAGGUGUUCCCAUCAUACUUUGCUUUUGUUUGUGAAUAUUGGAGUGCCAGUAUGGACCAGCCCAGCUUCAUAGACCUGCAACAAAUUCACACAGGCAGAUUUGCUUUUUAAAACCCUCUGGAAUUUGACUGAAACCAUACCAUGUGUGUUACACUGACAAUAAAGGGAGAUGUUCUCAUGACUCUGAUCGUAGGAACUGGGCUGAAUGAUAAGUAACACUCAGAAAUACAUCUUUGUGACAUCUCCUCUGUUAAAUCCUGCUUGAGCUCCUAAAAACUGUUUUUAGAAAGGGAACAAACAGGAGUAAAGGCUGGCUUUAAAUCCAUGGUGAAUUUUGAUAAGUCAGUGGAUAUGGUGGGGAGGGAGGAAUAAUCCUGGUAUAGCUACUUUAGAUGAUUACAUCAGAUUGCUAAUUAUUUCCAUAUAUCAAAUGCCACAGCUUCAAUCUAGUUUUAGGAAAUGUGUACUUUAAAGCUAGGUUAUGUAUGAUGUAACAGUUAUCUAGGAAAAACCUCAGCCUAUUAAGAUCCUGUUGUAAUAUGUUGUACACCUCCUCAAGAUUUUCUCUGUUAACCACACCACCAUCCUGAAUCAAAGAGGACAUGUUUUUGUCCUUCAGGUGUUAGUUGAGCACUUGACUGAAAAGGGGGAUUUUGAGAGAGAGGGAGUGAGAAGAUUUAAAGGAUGAUCACAGAAAGUUUUAUUUGUUUGUAUGUAUGAAGCACAGUAAUCUUUCUACAAGUCCUUGAUUUUUGUUCAAAAAGGUGGAAUAGCUUUUGAAUCACGCCCUUACUAAAAACUCUGGUUUCUCUCAAUAUUACCUGCAAAUUCAAAGCAUGCCCUUAUGUUUUAGAUUGGCUGUGUUUGGGUAACGGGAGCAGCCGAGAGUUUGGUCACUUGCCCUUCCUGCCAUGUGCAUGGGAACUAAAUCUCAGCUUUGUUGUAAAUAGGAUGUUGUCCUAUGCAAAAGGAAUUAAUUCAGUUAAGUGGCUAACGUAAUGAAAUGUACUAAAUAUAUCCUUGUAUAUUCAUGUCUGUGAGUUUAAUUAUUUUUAUAGCAAGCUUCCACUAAUGAGAGAAAAGAGCAAUGCUUAAUUUUGGCACGCUGUAGUCCCUCAUUAAGUGACGUAGUUUGUUCCCUCGCAUGCAUCUGUUCAGUGCUUGCUUUUAUUUGUUAAAAUGUUCACUGUAAGCUUUCACUUCUCUGUAAAAUUUUAACAUAUUCUGUUCAGUUUAAUAUCUUCAAGACAGCCAUCCAUAUAACUGAUGCUUGUACAAAUGUUUUUUUUUAAAAAAAUACUAAUAUGGACGAUUCCAUCCUGAA